AUGAGAUGGAUGAUCCUUGCAAUAACAAGUCAUAUUACUUGUAUUUGUAUGUCGAUGAACUCUAGUAGUGAGAGUAAUACACGAUUUAUGGAGACAAAAACUAAAUUAGAAGAAAUGAAAUAUAGCAAAAUCGGAAAUUAUAAAAAAUAUGGAAGGAAAAAACAGGAUGAAGUACAGAUUUUGGAAGAGACAAUACGCGCACGGUCGGAGAAGCACAAGAAAGCCGGCAUUGAAUUAGAUGCAACUUGCGAUAUAUGCAUGAAAACCAAAUUUGCAGAUGGUAUUGGUCACACUUGCAACUACUGUAAAAUCCGAUGUUGUGCUCGUUGCGGUGGAAAAGUUACAUUAAGAUCGAAUAAGCUGUUAAUGUAA
This is a messenger RNA of Chelonus insularis, 372 nucleotides long. Its product is annotated as regulating synaptic membrane exocytosis protein 2-like. The coding region runs from base 1 to 372 and encodes 123 amino acids. The record is from RefSeq and is a predicted model, not a curated record. Gene Ontology annotation, cellular component: cytoskeleton of presynaptic active zone; presynaptic membrane. The transcript has 4 exons. Gene Ontology annotation, molecular function: small GTPase binding; transmembrane transporter binding. Gene Ontology annotation, biological process: regulation of membrane potential; regulation of synaptic plasticity; positive regulation of synaptic transmission. NCBI's taxonomy places the organism in Eukaryota, Metazoa, Arthropoda, Insecta, Hymenoptera, Braconidae.